ACACUCCUGGCCUUCCGGAUUAUGCCUAGUGACAUCUGGGAGUAGCGGCACCAGUGGUGUCGUGCCACAUCACCAUCACGCUGAGUGCACUGGCAUUAGCUGUGUGCCUAGGCGUGCUCAUCGUCGCAACGGCAGUUGGCAACGCACUCGUCUGCCUCUCCGUCUGCCUCGUGCGCCGCCUACGGCACCCGUCCAAUCACCUUCUCGUCUCCCUGGCUGCCUCGGAUCUAUGCGUGGCCCUGUUGGUCAUGCCACCAGCCUUGCACCUGGAACUUACGGGUCAUCGGUGGGACCUGGGCCGUGCGGCCUGCGAUGCCUGGGUGUCUGUGGACGUGGCGUCCUGCACAGCGUCCAUCCUGAACUUGUGUAUGAUAUCCGUGGACCGCUACUUAGCGAUCACUCGGCCCUUGACAUAUGGAGUGCGAAGAACUGCGCGAAGGGCGUGGGCCUGCAUCGGUGCGGUAUGGCUUCUUGCAGCACUCAUCAGCGUGCCGCCUCUGCUCGUUCUUGGAAACGAGCACGGAACACCCACGAUGCCCACCUGCCUGGUCUGUCAGCAUUUGGCGUACCAGCUCUACGCCACGCUGGGCGCAUUUUACAUACCUCUUUUUGUCAUGCUGUCCAUGUACUGGAGGAUUCACACGGCUGCCAAGAAGGUCGUCGAGGCAGAACAUAGGGCGAGACCCGGUCCCCGCACUAGGAGCCUGAGGGUCGCCGUUAGAGAGCGCAAAGCCUCUAUAACGUUAGGAAUAAUCCUGACCGCCUUCACGGCCUGCUGGUUGCCUUUCUUCGCUUUGGCACUGGUUAGGCCACUCGGUGGGAAGCCCCUUCCCGAGCUGGCCCACAGCCUCGCUCUCUGGCUUGGCUAUACUAACUCAGCACUGAAUCCUGUCAUCUACGUCACAUUCCAUCACGACUUCCGUAGAGCAUUUCGUGACCUCUUGUGCUUGCGCUGUGGCAGAAGAGGUAUCAAUAACGGCGCAAUAGUAGGUGGAAGCGCAAAUGGACCAGCGCAGAUCUUCGGGAGAAGAAGUAACAACCACCGCUCGUGGGCCUGACCCUGGCGGACGUCGCCUGGAGACAUUCGUGUCUCCAGAGUCGACGUUCUUUGUGAGCACAACGAGAUGGACAAGCAAAUUCAGCAGAAGAAACAACAAAACCAACCGAGUCAAAUUAUAUGUGAUUCAACCGCCUCGCCCAUAGGGACUAUGUUUCCUUGACCGUUUCGUCAAGCAAGAUUCCUGACGACUCACUCGCUUGAAAAGUAAACAUGACAGGGUUGAAUGAGGUAGAAGUUGCACGCGACUGUCAGAGAAGCAGUGAAGCACUUUGUUCUUGUGGUAAACGAAAGCCCAUCGGAUGUCAGCUGUACCUGAAGAGCAAAUUAACGUUGCAGUCUUCAAGGGAACACAGAGUGUUCGUGUGUGAAGAGUUAACAAAACACGCGAAAAUUUUCGAAAGUUUAACUCCACCUAUUGGCUUCUACAAUUUGGUGUGUUUUGUUACACUUGCUGCAAUCAAGGGGCAUAAUCUCCGUAACGGGGUGAUGAUAUGAAAGACAGGCACGCGCGGUGAUAUGUGAUGUGUGUGCGAAGAACUGCCAGGAAUGUAUUUCGCGUCCCCUAAGAGUGCUGCCGAGUGUUAUAGGGCUCUUGAAAAGGUAUAGCCGACAGUGCAGGAGGAAAAAUGAUCACCGCCGCAACGAAUAAGUUACGAUUCCCUCUCAUUGUUUACAUUGCAGCUUGUCCUGGAACAUUUUGUGCGUCUCAGGUGACAAUAGACGAACUGAUGUGCCACAGUAGGCGCAACGACGAACGUCUCUCCGGCAAACUCGAUAAUGAACCUGGGUGACAAAGACAAACAUGUGUGCAAUGUGUACUGAAAAUGCACCCUACUAAGAGGUACACGCGAUUGAACGAAUUUGCUCUGUGUGAUACAGUGUGUGUUUUCGUUUCUACCGGUGUGCUGUGCUUAUUUUAUUCUUCUCGUUAUGGACGAAGGAUACAUGUGCACACUUGCCAGUAAUGCGGACUGAAUGCUGCACAUGAACCUGCGCAUAGCGAUGUAUAAAGCAUUUCUGACCCAAGCACCAUUACGACCCUUUGUCAGAAACCGAGUUGGCUUCAGUGCAUACACAUUUGUGAUUCGAUCUGCAAAUACUGGGACAGAUCCUAACAUUAUUUUCAUCCGCUAGGAAGUCAUGUCCAUCUUAACUCUAACAGCUAUAGAUCAUGUUUAUCAGUUGUUUGUUCAUGCAAAACAUUUUGAACAUUCCCCAGAUCGCGUUUAUCGGCUCAUGUUAUUAAAAGACCACUUGACAGUAUUUUUGCUGUUUUGUGGACAUCUGAAUUUAACAGAUCACUGAGAACUACUUUUUUUCUGCUACAGCUGUUUUGUCCAUGUUGGUGGUCAUGCGUGCACCACUGAUUAUUCACUUCUGUAGUGACGCUGCAGAAAAGUAAUUAUAGUAAAUAAUUAAGAAAAAACGCAGUGAAUAAAAUGCAACGGUGUGGCUGAAAGGCAAUUAAGACAAAGCGAAACGAACAGAAAUUUCGUGUAAUACCCCCGAUAAAAAAACAGUGCGACCUUUCAUUCCCAGGAGAUCCAACUUAUUAUAUCAAAACAAUGGAUGGAGAUUUGUAAUAAUGUAACUAUUAUCCACUGGCCUCAGCACCUGCGAAGCGGCUUAGAGGCUCUGGCGUUAUUCUGUCGCAUGCACAGCUGCGUCGCUUCAAUGCUGAUGACUGUGGAAACUUUGGAAUAAGGGCUCAAAAUUAAGCGCAUGUGGACUAUAGUUUAGGUAAAUAUUACACAAUUCUUAAAAAUCCUGUCUUUAACGGCGACACGCGGCGAGGUUAAAUUAAGAAACCAAUUUUUUUUGGAUUCCCAAUUCUACUAACAGGGGCGCUCUACCAUCACUUUAAAAACACAAUGAUGUGGCAGCUGGGCAGCAAGCUUUCAUUACUAGGUGGAAAUGGAGAGACACAUUCCUUUGAUAGCGAAUGACUUCUUCGAAUUGACAGCAGGGAUAAGGACUCUCGCAAUGGUGCACCGGUAAUAUUGAUUAUUCUCAGGAAAAAAAUGAAAACCGCUUUGGUAAUAUAGUUCGAUUUCAAAUGUUUUGGCCUUAUACAUUCUAUAAAAAGUCCUUUGACUCCUUUUGGGUAGACCUGAUUUUCCAUGUAUAUAUGACUCUGAGGCAAGUCAACUCGCUUUGUAGACCACUAUACUCUCUUCUAAGAGUCGUGUGACCCACAAGAGAGUUAACGUGCCUCUUUAAAGAGAAUCACAUACGUGGCAAGUCAGGACUACCCGAAAAAGUCACACAUAUUAUUUUUUCUCCUAGAGAGUAGUUGUCAUGCAAUUAUUUACAAAGUGGCACUUUGAAAAUUGCGUAACUGUUGCCCUAUUCACGAUCGACAGAAAAGGCCUCUUAUAAACACUCGAUGUUUACAAUCAUAGCACGGAGGGAAGAUUGUCAGCAGGAGAAAGAUUUCUAAAUGUAAGCUUACACAAUUUCUUUCUAUCACGAAGUUCACUCCACCUUACGGGCUUCCUGAGAUCAGGAGCUGAAUUCUCAAAGCUUCCCUUUCCUAAGUGCGCUUUCCCAUUCGCUAACGAUACUUUGCGCAUCGCUACUGGCUGAAUUAUUCUCAUGCGAAAAUUUUUACCGUAAGACGCUUUUGUUAAUACGGGUCCUCAUUUGCCGCUCUCUAAGACCCGUAUUGUGAAGUCCCUAGCAAUACUAGAUUCGCAAUAAAUACUAUGUUUGAUUGCGUGUCACACGGCAAUUUCCUUUCAUAAAGAGUUAUUAUAGCCAGCAACAUGUUCAUAUCUCGAGCAAACUAUUGUAAAUGCAGGAUCGCACUGCGAAUUCACUGGUAAACCCUUAUAGGCGCUCAUUACCCGGUCGUUCUCAUCGCAUAUAGCUGAUUAUAAUCUUUAAUAGUUGUGUUUUUGUCGCUAAUUUUGAUGCACUGAAAUGUUGAUUCUGGAUGCCAGGAAAAUUUGUUUUUGACAGUGUCCGACAGGGUUGAUUUUCUUAAGAAUCUCAAUAUAUAUAUGACAAGCCAUUACGUUGAAAGUAGCAGGUGUUGGAAACUUGCGAACAUUGUGCUUCUUUAGUUUGGUAUCACAGUGUUACUGUUGUUGUUACUGUAUAUAUUUGUCAUCUUCAUCUUGCUAGUUGCGAAUACCAGUAUUUGUAAAAUGGAAAAACCAAAAGACAUCACUGAAUCAGGAAUUUGUUUUCUUUUUGGCGGUAUAAAAUAAAAUAAAUAUUUUGGCCAGUAAAUGUGCUUGUGGACGUGGACCCGCAUCUCUUUCGACCAAAAAGGAGUCUACUUGCAGG
Rhipicephalus sanguineus (brown dog tick) is the source of this 4351-nucleotide messenger RNA. RefSeq names its product 5-hydroxytryptamine receptor 1-like. The transcript has a single exon. Gene Ontology annotation, cellular component: membrane; dendrite. NCBI's taxonomy places the organism in Eukaryota, Metazoa, Arthropoda, Arachnida, Ixodida, Ixodidae. Bases 249 to 1058 code for a protein of 269 amino acids. Gene Ontology annotation, molecular function: G protein-coupled serotonin receptor activity; neurotransmitter receptor activity. The record is from RefSeq and is a predicted model, not a curated record. Gene Ontology annotation, biological process: G protein-coupled receptor signaling pathway, coupled to cyclic nucleotide second messenger; chemical synaptic transmission.